Molecule: messenger RNA, 306 nt
Organism: Glarea lozoyensis ATCC 20868
Lineage: Eukaryota; Fungi; Ascomycota; Leotiomycetes; Helotiales; Helotiaceae
Exons: 2
Coding region: 1-306 (101 amino acids)
Source: RefSeq, a predicted model, not a curated record
AUGAGCUCAUAUAGACUCAACAAAUUGUCAAAUCAGUCAGCAGCAACAAAGAUCCGAGAAAACUUUUCACGAGUCCUCAAUGAAGAAUACAAUAUUCCGCUUGAAUUAGCCAAAGAGUUCAGCGCAAAUUGGAAGUACGGUUAUGAACACGAAGUUCAUGCCUUUUCGGAAUCUGUUUAUAUUGGAAUAUUCGGAGCUGAGAUUGGUGCGAUUCUAUAUGCCAACAUGCGUGACACUGAGAGUCCUGCUUGGAAGCAAUCAAGAAUUGAAACGUCCAUAAAAUAUGUUUCAGGAGAAAUUGGCUAA